AUCAUACUUCAAAAAUUCCCUAAAACCUCUGUACUGGGCAACUUUGGGAGAAGGGAGUGAGAACUGAGAGGGAGACGCCCAGCUAGAAGCCCCCAUACUUCUGCUUGUCUUCAGGCUCGCUACCAGAAAGAAGAGGUUAAAGCCGGAGGUUAGGAAUGUCAUCGACGCUACUUGAGGUUACGCGUGCGUCGCAUGAGGAGGUAGAGCGAUUCGAGCGGCUAAUCGUGAAGGAUCUCCAGAACGAGCCGGCGACCAACAAGGACCGCCUACACCAGAGCCACCGCGUUCGCAAUGUUAUUGAUCAAAUCAUUGAGACCACGCACAAACUCGUUGAUAUUUACGAAGAUAAAGAUGGUGCUCGGAAGGAUGAGAUUGCAGCCCUGGGAGGACAGGCGGAUUCUGUGUCUACUGUGUUCAGUGCUUUUUAUGACAGAUUAAAGGAGAUACGUGAAUACCAUAGACGGCAUCCUUCUGCACGUGUUGUUGAUACCAGUGAUGAGUAUGAACAUCUUCUCAAGGAGGAGCCACAAGUGGAGUUUAGCGGGGAAGAGGGAUCUGGGAGAUACCUCGAUUUGCAUGAGCUGUAUGGUGAAUAUAUUAACUCCAAAUUUGGUGAGCCGAUUGAAUAUACUGCGUAUCUUGAAGUCUUCUCCAAACCUCAACUAAUUUCUCGUAAGCUGAAGUCAACAAGGCAGUACAUGGAGUAUUUGCAGAAGUUACUUGAGUAUUUGAUAUACUUUUUUCAGCGUACAGAGCCUUUGCAGGACAUUGAUAGGAUAUUUUUGAAGCUUGAUGGCGAAUUUGAAGAGCAGUGGACUAAUGGUAAGUUUGAAGGAUGGGAGAAUGAAUCUCAAGAAAAUGGUAGUGCUACAAAAGAUCAUACUGUGAUUGAUCUAGACUAUUACAGUACCAUUGAAGAGUUGAAAGAAGUGGGCCCUGAUAAGCUAAAGGAGGCAUUAGCUGCACUAGGAUUGAAGUCAGGAGGUACUGUACAGCAGCGUGCUGAAAGACUUUUCCUUACGAAGCAUACACCUCUUGAAAAGUUGGACAAGAAACAUUUUGCAAAAAAUUAUCAAGGUUCAGUGCAGAAUGGAGGUGUUUCUCUUCCACAACUAAAUGAAGAUGCAAAAGCUGUUGCAUUAAUGGAAGCAAAAAUAAGAAAGCUGUGUGAUCUCCUGGAUGAGACAAUUGUUCGCACUAAGGAAAAUGUUGAGAAGAAACAGGCUCUGACAUAUGAGGAAAUGGAGGCGGAACGGGAAGAGGAAGAUGUACAAGCAGAGUCAGAGAGUGACGAUGAUGAGCAGCAGAUUUAUAACCCCUUGAAGUUACCUAUGGGCUGGGAUGGGAAACCUAUCCCAUACUGGUUAUAUAAACUUCAUGGCCUUGGUCAGGAAUUUAAGUGCGAGAUAUGUGGAAACCACAGUUAUUGGGGUCGUAGAGCAUACGAAAGGCAUUUCAAGGAAUGGAGACAUCAACAUGGAAUGCGAUGCCUUGGUAUCCCAAACACAAAGAACUUCAAUGAGAUAACAUCUAUUGAGGAAGCAAAACAACUUUGGGAAAGAAUCCAGGAGAGACAAGGAGUUAACAAAUGGCGCCCAGAUCUUGAGGAAGAGUACGAAGACCAAGAAGGAAACAUCUAUAACAAGAAGACAUUCACAGAUCUGCAAAGGCAGGGUUUGAUUUAGAGGUUAGUUUCUUUUUGCUGGAGUGGGAUGUAUAACAUUUUUGGAAGAACUUGUAAACCUGGCUAGUGUGCUCUGCUACUUGUACAAUUGUACUUUCAGCAAACCGAAGGGCCAAUCUUUCAUGAUGAUUUGAUGUCAUCUUGCAGUUUUCUUGAGCAUCUUAGUAAUUUACGUUUGGUGCAUGAGGGAGGACAAUAUUUGUACUUUGUACAUAGCCUGGAUUCCCUGGUGCACCCAGAGGAGGCACAAUCUGUUUCGACUGUCAGGGGAUGCAUAUGAGUUUUCCUGUAUUCUUUUUCUUAAUCAGGCGUUUCAACAUUUGUAGCCAUUCUAUCACUAGAUGAGGACUUUUCUGGAAAUGAGGAGAUCUGAACUGGAAGUUGCUAGUUAUGGUUUCUAAUUUUUCAUGUUUUGCUUUCAUGCAUAUGCAAGUCCUGUUGGGUUGGAUGAGUGAUGUACAAGUAUUGCGCUCAGUAGCUUAUCAGCUACUGAGGGACUGAGGCAUCAUGCAUCUUAUUAACAUACGUUUCGUCGUGCAAGGUUAUGUACACAAGUAUUAGUGAGACUUUUAGCGUGACUGAUGUGGCAGUAAUUAGUAUAUGAUAUUUCACUUGUAUCCUUUAAUUAUAGCGGCAAUGUGGCUUUAACACAUGGUAUUCGAUAUUUAAAAUUUUCCAUUUAUUGAUUUGAGGUUUAAAUAUGUUUUUAGUCGCUAGUUUACUAGUUUGUUA
Messenger RNA from Cuscuta epithymum, 2416 nucleotides. Lineage: Eukaryota; Viridiplantae; Streptophyta; Magnoliopsida; Solanales; Convolvulaceae. The record is from the annotation of a GenBank genome assembly.